This is a messenger RNA of Pantherophis guttatus, 3362 nucleotides long. RefSeq names its product EF-hand domain family member D1 (gene EFHD1). Gene Ontology annotation, molecular function: calcium ion binding; calcium ion sensor activity. The record is from RefSeq and is a predicted model, not a curated record. NCBI's taxonomy places the organism in Eukaryota, Metazoa, Chordata, Lepidosauria, Squamata, Colubridae. Gene Ontology annotation, cellular component: mitochondrial inner membrane.
ACAGGGACAACCUCAGAGACUUUACUGCGAUGGCGCGCCAAUCCCCGGCGCCUCCUUAAAUCUCAGCCCAGCCUCUCGCCGCUUCCCCGCCCCCGGCCCUCCUUCCCCGCCAAUUCGCCAAAGUCCUAGAAUAAAGUUUGCUGUUAGCGGGGCGGGUAAGCUUUUAGCAAAGAAAGGAAGCGAGCCCAGCGGCGACGGUGGUGGUUGUAGGGCACGCUUGUUCUUUCUCGACCAUGGCCUCGUCCGAACUGGCCCAAAAGCUGCAGAGACGACUGCUUCGAGAUGGCAGUACCUCGGAGGCGCCCCCUGCAGAAGAGGAUGACAGCCUCGCCCUUGAGCCGGCCGGCUCCGAAAUGAGCCCCGAGGACCCGGGCGACGACCCGGCCGAGGACCUCAGCGCGCUGAAUGCCGCCGCUGACCCGGAGCUGAGCGCCAAGCUGACUCGCAGGCAGGACAUCAACGCGGGCGCGACACAGCCCCGCCUCGCCCAGGUCUUCAAUCCCUACACGGAGUUUAAAGAGUUCACUCGCCGGCAGAUCAAGGAUAUGGAGCGCUUAUUUAAACUAUAUGACUCUGGAAAGGAUGGAUUCAUUGACCUUAUGGAAUUGAAGCUGAUGAUGGAGAAACUUGGUGCACCUCAGACACAUCUGGGUCUGAAGAAUAUGAUCAAGGAAGUGGAUGAAGAUUUUGAUGGCAAGCUCAGUUUCCGUGAGUUUCUUCUGAUUUUCCAUAAAGCUGCAGCUGGAGAACUUGAAGAAGACAGUGGAUUGAUGGCUUUAGCAAAGCUCUCUGAAAUAGAUGUGGCUCUUGAAGGAGUAAAAGGAGCCAAAAAUUUUUUUGAAGCAAAGGUUCAAGCUUUGUCUUCAGCAAGCAAAUUUGAAGCAGAAAUAAAAGCAGAACAAGAUGAGCGAAAACGUGAGGAAGAGGAAAGACGGCACCGCAGAGCAGCCUUCCGAGAACUCAAGUCAGCAUUUAGUCAGUAGUGGAAACAAUCUGUCACCAGAAAUUGGUGUACAUUCUUACAAGCUUUGUCUGUGAUUAGACAUCUACCUAAAUGGAAACAGAAGUGAUAUGAUGCCUCUUUUUCUUUCUUUUUUUUCUUUUUGAAGCUCCUAUUUAGGUGCUGGAGAAUGUGCCACAAAUGGUAGCAUUCAGAAAUUGCAAAUGCUAGAUGUAAUUCCAAUAGGCCUUAUACUGUAAUAAUAAUUACUUAGAAGAAUUAAAUGUCCUAAUAAUGAAAUCCCAUUGGCAGAUGCUGAAACUCCUCAUAAAUAAAUCGAAUACUGGCAAUUUCAUUUUUUUGUCAUUCUAAACAAUCCUGCUUCAAUAGUUAUAAAAUAUUCUUCAGAAUAUCUUUCUAUAUAAUGCUUGGCUCUGCUUUACUUUCACAAUAAGACCUUGCUUCUCAGAUAAGCUGGAAUGCUCUAAUUCCAAGGGCUCUGCAUAUUAGAAAACCGAGCUGAUGGUGGUACUGGGGAGGAUGGGAUAAAGGAAAUUUCUAGUUAUUAGAUUUUUGCUGAAAUCCAAAAAUAUUCUUAUCUGAAUGACAGUUACGUUUUUUCAUUCUGCUGAUUCAACUUCUCCCCCAAGUUAGACUUAAAUACCUCUUAAUUUUUCCAUGACAGUCAUGAGAAAAUGUUUAAGGGACACCACAGGCUACAGCUGGAAAGAGGAGACAGGAAAUCCAAACUGCACAAGUGAAAUUCCAUGUGUAUUUUUCUGAAUCUAAGCUGCUAUUUAAAAGUGCUGAAUACAUAUCAAGAAUACAACAUUCACUGUUCAAUUUUUCCUCUUUUCUCCGUAACAAAGCAAGGAACCGUUAUGAUCUUAGGUCUUCUGCCUUAGUUCUGUACUUUUGUGGUCACAUUCUUUUAUAUGAUUUCCAUGGGGACCAGAACCUUUUUUCCUUUUUUCUUUGUGUAUUUUAGUCAUUGAGUUUUAACAAGUAACGAAAUUUCUUAUCUAUAAGAGAUUAAGGGAGCAGUAUAGUUUAGGGCACAUUAGCUUUCCACUCUGGAAAUCCUCAUACUACUUGUGGAUCCUUAUUGAGAAUUAAACUCCUUUUUGCAGAGUUACCACUUUCAUAAGAUGGUGAAAUUAUUUCCCAGUUCCAACAAUUUGUUUGCAAGAAAAAUUAGAUUUCAAAGCAGAACCUGUAAUAUAAUUCAACAAGUUUCUAUUGUAUACAGAAUUUACACGUGUAUGUCUACAUACAUAGAGAAGAAAAAUGCUUGCUGCUUUACUAAUCUUGCCAUCAGAUUGCAAACAAAUAUAUUCUCUUUGUUGUCACAUUUAGCUUUUUAUACUGUGAUACUAAACUGUGAGUGCAGAAUAAUAAAAAAGCAGCCUGUUGAAUAUAAAAUAGUGGGUAAAAGAAUUGCUAGUAAUUGAAACUGUAUUUGCAAAUCCACAGAUUAUAUUUGAUAAAAAUUGCAUGUUUUAGCUAAAAUAUUUAUAAUAAAUGUUUUUGUACAUCACAAAGUUUGGGUUUUUUUGUGUUACAUAUAUAAAUAUUUUUUUAAAAAACUGGUGGGGACUAAAUUUGAAAUCCUGUAUCAAAACAAAGUGUGCCUCCUUUAGCGAAAAUGGGUUUAAAUUUAUGCUCUGAAAAAUAUGAAUCAAUUAUCAAGAUCAAAACUAAAGUAUGUUUGUGGAAUUCCCAUUAACUCUGUUGUUUUGUCAAUAACAUUCAAACUAUUGCUAUGAUCACAUGAAUAUAUCUGGUAUGAAUCCCAGAAAGGAUAUUUCUGAAUACUCAUGAGCCCAAGACUGAAUUGUUCUCAUUUGCUUUUGAUGUGUUCUGUCAUUUAGUAUUUGACUGUAAUGUCAACUAUUUCCACUGUUUAUAAAAUUGCUUUGACAUGAUCUGAAUGAGUAUUAGUACAACCAUGCUGAAGCUUCCGUUUAAUGAAAGGGUCUAUAACUAGCCUUCUUAAUUUGGUUUACUCCAGAGGUAGCAGGCAUCAAAACUUCAGAGAUCCUUUUCUAGAAAAACAAAGAGUUUAUGUUUUUGGAAAUUUUUCUUUUAAAGUCUGUGAUAGGUCCUUGUUUAUUGAAAAUGCCUUUGAGAAAACGGAGACAGGAAGGCAGUCUGAGGAAAAAUAAAUGGCAAAUUAUAGCACAUUUCAUUGAAAGAUGCUUAAACUUCUUUUCUUUGAGCUCCGCCUAGUGGAUUAUUUCUGUAUUCAGUUUGAACUGCAAAUAUUAUUUUAUGUAGAAAUUUGUCAUAAAUACCAGCCAAUAAAUGGAAUGGGAGAAACAAUUAGAGCAAAUGAAAUUGCUCUUUCUCAUUACAAGCUGUAUUUUUCUUUUGCUGAAACUUUAAAUAACAACAAUUAAAAAAAAACAGUAUUUAAAUCUUA